Molecule: messenger RNA, 2151 nt
Organism: Pichia kudriavzevii
Lineage: Eukaryota; Fungi; Ascomycota; Pichiomycetes; Pichiales; Pichiaceae
Exons: 1
Coding region: 1-2151 (716 amino acids)
Cellular component (GO): nuclear inner membrane
Molecular function (GO): chromatin binding
Source: RefSeq, a predicted model, not a curated record
AUGGACUCGUCACAGUACCUAUCGCCCGAGUUCAAUCCAUGGACGCUGCGGGUGAAGGAUCUUCGCCCGCUGUUGGCAAGCCAUGGGAUCAGGGCGUCGCCAAGGGACAGAAAGGCGGAUCUUGUACGUCUCUUCAACACAGAUCUGCGUCCGAAACUUACUGAGAGUCUUAACACCAAUAAUCCCAAAAACAACAACAACAAUACAGACACUAUAGACACUACUAACAACCCUUUAAAGCGCCGCCGAUUAAGCAAUGUUGAUGAGCCGUCAAUUCCAUAUACUAGAAGUACACCUGCAACAGCUGAGCCACCUGUAUCUUUACAAUUACAACCACCACUUAAACGCCGGAAGGGGCGGAAAAGGGACGCCAAGAGCCGUGCGACGGAGUUAACGGCGACGGAGGACGGAAAAAAUGGCCAUCUCGAUAACGGCAGUAAAGUGAGGGAGAACGCCAACAGUAAGGGUAACGAGACAACCAUUAUCCGAGGACUCUUCAAAAGAGACACACCGGUAAAGUUUGAGGAUACAGAGUUUAACGAUAAGGUAAUUUUCGGCGAUGUUGUUCCGAGACAUAUUUCCUCAUUAACUAAUAAUAGACCUUCAGAGGUUGGCGAUGAAAUUGCUGCUCAUAGCACCUUCAUUGAACAAGACCAUGGCUUGACUGCCAAAGUCAAACAAGAACCGGUUUCCGCCCCCUCGUCUCCAGGAAGAUUAGAAUCUACUCCAUUUCCCCCUUUACAUCAAGGCUCUCUGUCUUCUAACCGGCAAGAUUUGUCAUCCCACACCCCCACAGACCUUGAAGAAAAUUCAUUUGACUCUAUUAAGAAUACCAUCAAUGCGCCAAUUGUCACCAAUGACGACACCAGUCGCCUGGCUUUAUCCGGUCCCACCGUUGAUAUUAGAGAUGGCAGUUUUGCUCCUCAAACUCCGAGAAACAGCUCCCCAUUGACACAUUCGGAGUCCGGCAACCCGGUUUCGUGCUCUUCCCUGUCAUUUGACACUCCAACUCGCCAAACGGAGUCUCUCCUUGAGAGCGUCUCUGAAGGUGUUGACGAAUCUGCCCUUCUUGGUGAUCUACAACAUGACUUUGAAUUGGAGAAUUCUAAAAUCGCCCAAGAAGCAAAUGUGACAUUACAAAAGAUAAAUGCAAGGGAGAAAUUUGCCCUUUAUCGGUACAGUUUCAUCAAACUGACAAUCUCCUGGUUGCUUUUUCUAUUAUUAACAUAUGUCUUUGUUCUUUAUAGACACGAGAGGAUCAAAGUGGGGUUCUGUAACGUUGAUGGCUCAUCCACUCCUGCUGAAAAUAUCUUCAGUCUACAAUGUGUUCCAUGUCCGCCCCACGCAACUUGUUUCUCGGAAUCGAGAUUGUCCUGUCAUCAGGACUAUAUCUUAUAUGCCCCUCUCUUUUGGUCUCUUGGAGGAAUAUUACCUACUUUUAAUAAGUGCAUUUUGGAUUCUACCAAGAUCAAGAAAAUCAACAAAAUCACCAAGGAGAUUCUCAACUUACUAUCAAGGAGAAAUGCAGAAUUUAAUUGCGGUGAUGCCAAUGAUGAGAUUGCUUCCCUUAGUUGGAACCAAAUUGUCGAAAUUGUAGACCAACGUCUAUUGCUUGAUAGAAACGACGCCAAUCACGAUUAUUUCUGGAACAGAGUGAAACUCUUGGUUCCAUCGAUGGUCAACAUCAGGGAAACCAAACAUGGUCUAAGGUCAACAUCUCUCCAUCACUUGACAUUCAGAUGCCGCUUGAAGAGGUUCUUUAUGACCAUACUACUAAGGUACAAAAUCUACUGGUUGUGCUUGUCUCUUCUAUUGACUUUCCUAUCGUUUGUGUUUCAUAGAGUUAAUCAACUCAUACGUAGAAAUGAGCACCACCAUCGUCUGGUGGCAGACAUUCUAAAGAAACUACAGAGGCAAGCCAAAGACAACGGGAACGGGAACGGGAACGGGAUCCAGGCACAGAAAUACAUACCUAAAAUCCAUCUACGCGAUUUCUAUCUCCCUCAGUUGAACGAUUUAACGAGGGACAGUAGAAAAACGGUAUGGAACAGUGUCGUUAAGGAAGUCGAACAAAACUCAAAUGUGAAAGUGGAUGAUAUAGAAGUGAACGGCGAUAUAAUGCGAGUAUGGACGUGGAAUAGUGGGUUUUAG